Messenger RNA from Odobenus rosmarus divergens (Pacific walrus), 2210 nucleotides. Its product is annotated as inactive serine/threonine-protein kinase TEX14-like. The record is from RefSeq and is a predicted model, not a curated record. The transcript is spliced from 15 exons. Bases 1 to 2109 code for a protein of 702 amino acids. Gene Ontology annotation, biological process: male meiotic nuclear division; attachment of spindle microtubules to kinetochore; mitotic sister chromatid separation. Gene Ontology annotation, cellular component: kinetochore; midbody; intercellular bridge. NCBI's taxonomy places the organism in Eukaryota, Metazoa, Chordata, Mammalia, Carnivora, Odobenidae. Gene Ontology annotation, molecular function: protein binding.
AUGCCCUCCCUGCGCUCUCGCUUCCCCGUGGAGCUGGGCUCUGUUAGGGAUCCAGAAGCCCAGGUGGGGCGACUGCAUCGCCUGGCUGUGGCCGGGGGCCCAGGCUGGGGCCUCACCCGGCUCCUGCGGAGAGUUGUCCAGGUGGAUGGUGAGAACUCUGCUGGGCAGACGGGGCUCUUCCUCUCGGCACUGCUGGGCGACAGCUCUGCCGUGCAGCUCUUGCUGACCUUUGGCGCCAACCCCAACCACCGCUGCCUCGAUGGCAGCACACCUGUGCACGCAGGCGCCUUCUCGGGCCGCAGCCUGGUGAUGCUGCACCUGCUACAGGCAGGGGGUGACCUGCGUUUGCAUGACCAGCAGGGUCGCACACCUCAGGACUGGGCAGAGCAGGGUGGUGCCAAGCAGCGCUGGGAGGUGCUGGAGCUGUUAGAGCUAUGCCGAGCCCACAUAUCGGCACUAGCGCAUGGCGGUGAAAUGGCAGCCAGUGCAUCCCUGGGCCAGUUGCAGGCCAGCUCUAGACACAGCCCCUGGGGCUCUCUGUCCUUGCCGCGGCUGGUGCGUGCGGACAGGGCAUCGAGGCCGGAGCACAGCAGAAGACCCUCCCAAAUCCCGGCCUUGGGGUUUGGCCAGCUGAGCAGCCUGUGGCCACUGGGGCUGGUAACAGGCAUACCCCUCGCGGACCCCAAGGAGCUGCUGCCAGCCCAGGGCGAGCCCGACCGCACCUACGAGAGCAGCUCCCACACCCUCAUGCCUCCUGUGGAGGGGCCACCCCGUGACAGCUCGGCAGCUGAAGGCACCUGGAACUCAGCCAGAUGUGCUGUUGGCCGACCUUCAGCACUGCAGAUCGUCAACCCCUGGCACGUGCUGAUCUGUGCCCAGGAGCAGCCCCCACCAGGCAGGUCGGGGCCUCCUUGUGAGUGGCCCGCUCUCCUCCCACCCAGCACCCUGCACCACCCCAACCUGUUGCUGCUGAUGGCACUGAGCCCCUCGGCCGACCUGUCAGGGCUGUGCCUUCUCUUCGAACCCGUGUGGCUGGGCUCCCUGCACGUGGUGCUGCACCCCCGCGGCCCGAGUCCGGGAGGGCCCUGCACCGUGCCGGGCCUGCCGCCCGGCCACCUACUGCUGCAAGUGCUGGAGGCCCUGCUGUUCCUGCAGGCCCGCUGGCGCGCUCAUGGCGGCCUUAGCUCUCAUGCAGUGCAGCUGGUACGGCCAGGCCUGGCCAAGGUGGGCAGCCUGGAGCACGGGCGCCCCCUGCACCAACGCUGGCUGCGGCCCAGGCCACAGCAGGGCUGCUCCCGGGGAGGCCCAGGCCUGGGGCUGCCCCCGCCUCCUGAACUGUACCCAUGGCUGCCACUUGAGCUCAUCUGCGGGGACAUGCCUGCUGCCACCUCAGAUCUCUACAGCUUUUGCAUCCUGGCCCAGGAGGUGUUCACCGGAGAGCUGCCCUGGGCUGGGAGAAAGGGGCCUGAGGUGAAGGCUAAAUUGGAGGCAGGUGAGAGCCCGGCCCUGGAUCCCCUGGUGCCGGCCCCAUACCAGGCCCUGGUUCAGGCUGGGCUGGGCCUAGGGCCCGCCGACCGCUGGGGCAGCCUGCAGAACACUCGAUACCUGCUGCGGGAGGCCAUGGCCCAGGACCCAGCUCCUGAGGUGAGCUCCCCGAUGCACUGGAGUGCGCGGUGCCCCGUGUCUCAGGGUUUCCUACCAGAGACACUGUACUGUGAGGUGGCUCCCAGAGCCAAGUCUGCACCCAGGCCUGUGCCCCCUUUGAUGUCCCUAGGCUCCUCCCCAUGCCAGGCCCUGAAGACUCCCGAGGUCACAGGCCGCAGCAGAGUCCAGAGGGCCCCAGCCUGGGACUCCGGCAGCAGCUUGACUCUAGGCAGCAGACUGAGUCCUGGCCCCAGCCUCUACCCAGGCUCCAGCCCCGCAGGCCGGGUCAGCCUGCACCGCUGCCUGGAGCCCAGCUUGACAGAGCCCAGUCCUGAGCCGAUCAGAGGAGGUCUCUUCUCCAGCCUGCAGAAGAUGGACCUGCUGGAGGAGAUCACAGCAGAGCUGCAAGGUGGACAACUCCGAGACAAGCGCAGCGUCGACCCAGCUCCUGACCCCGUUUCUUAGAGUACCCUGACUGCCUCUCUGCAGACACCGCCCCUCGGAGCCUCCCAGCGGUGACUUCCCACGCAGCACUUGCUGAAAUGAUAAAGUGAUAAAGUAACCCA